Molecule: messenger RNA, 303 nt
Organism: Eruca vesicaria subsp. sativa (arugula)
Lineage: Eukaryota; Viridiplantae; Streptophyta; Magnoliopsida; Brassicales; Brassicaceae
Source: the annotation of a GenBank genome assembly
AUGACCCUUGUGAGCUGUUUGUCUUAUCAUAGUGCCCUGCCCUCCAAUUUUGAUCGUGCGAGUCUUUGCACAGACGGUGGUGAAAUCAUCCCAACGCCGGAGUUUGUGGUGCAUUCCGGUUAUCCAAAAGAGGCUGCUGCAUACUGGCGAGCUACAUGUGAUAUGGAGCAUCCUCCACACAAAUCGCAGUUUCCCAAAAAGAAUCACAAAAAUAAAGAGACGACUGGUCCGAGUAUGAGUUGCUACCCGUUCCUUGGCGUUGUUCGAGAUUUCUGUUGUGUCAUGGACUCUGUAGAGUUUUGA